Paramormyrops kingsleyae is the source of this 2264-nucleotide messenger RNA. Its product is annotated as transcription termination factor 1, mitochondrial. Gene Ontology annotation, biological process: termination of mitochondrial transcription; regulation of DNA-templated transcription. The record is from RefSeq and is a predicted model, not a curated record. Gene Ontology annotation, molecular function: double-stranded DNA binding. NCBI's taxonomy places the organism in Eukaryota, Metazoa, Chordata, Actinopteri, Osteoglossiformes, Mormyridae. Gene Ontology annotation, cellular component: mitochondrial matrix.
CCUCCCGGGCCCGAUGGCGCUCUGCGGGCCGGCGAAUCGGCGCUUUAAACUCCAGUAAUGUGGAGAUGUUCUGGUAUUUGCGACAAAUGUUUUCUGAAAGCGUCCAGCAGCUGAUACGAUUGGGGGCACGGCGAGCAGGCUGUCACACACGGCGCUGCCGAGACAGCCGGGCUACCGCGCCACUGACAGCCGGCUGCAAGCCGAUUCCCGGGCGCCGGUGACCGAAACAAAGCUCUCCUACAAGGGGACAUGGCAUGUACCCGAACAACCAGCAACAUCUGUCAUUAACUAUUCAUACCUUCGCUUUACCGGCCUCCAAUUUCUUCUGUCUCUCCUCGUCUUCCAUAACCGUCGUUCCUGGGCCGAAUAUAUGAAGAGAAGGGCUUCAUACGCAGACUCGACGAAAAAAAACAAAUUGCUAUAAUAAAUCUACUAUACACAAACAGGUAGAAGUUUUAUUUGGCGCCUCCAUUCAUCACACCGUUCAAAAACGUGUGGAGCACUCCUUACAACAGCCGCGACGCAGCCGCCAUGUUAUCCACGUAAACACGGGACUAGUUGUGAUGACGUCAUACUACCCCGGGACCACGCCCACGCACACCUCGGUUUUGAGCUCUUGGAAGAAGGAUGUGGACGGUAUACAUACCGGCAGGAGAUGGUGGCCGGUGUCUUCUCAUCACUGGUGCUGUACAGCUUAUUGUCUGGCAGAUCUUCAGUUCCACCCAUCGUCUUUUUGACAUCUUUACGAGUUUCCAUCCAAAGAUGGACAGUCCCUUCUUACACACGGCCCUGCUCUGGACUGCAGAACUACCGACAGAAGAAACACCUCCAGACGGCAGGGGGCGACAUGCAGAAACGCGGACAGGCAAAUUGCGUCGAUGGUAACUGAAAUGAAACAGAACAUAAUGAUUUAGGGACCAUUUUCAUUUAAAGAUCAUGACUUGUAUCUUGACUCUUCUGCAUAUUACCAGAAGGCCGAUAUUUUGCAAGCGGACCUGUGUGACAUCCCAUCUCACUGCACUGCACAGCACGCCCGCUAAGAGUGAGGCGCAGGGACCAGGACAUGAGAAUGAGUCCUUGUUGGAGAACCUGACAAUCCUAGGGGUAGAUGUGAGGAUGGUUCGUCGGCGGCAGCCCGGUGUCCUGAAGAGGUCUGUCACCAAUGAGCAUGGGCUGACGCACUUCUUGCAGAGUAAGGGCGCGAGUCGCGAGAUGGUGGCCAGCAUCAUCUCCCGCUUCCCACGGGCCAUCACACGUUCUGGGGAUCACCUGGAGCAGCGCUGGGAGCUUUGGAGGAGGGUCUUCAAGAGUGAUGGCGAGAUCGUGAACAUCCUGGCCCGCUCUCCCGAAUCCUUCUUCCGCUCCAGUGACAACGGCAACCUGAAGAAGAACAUCGUCUUCCUUGGCUCUCUGGGACUCAGCUCCAAAGACCUGUACCGCUUGCUGACCACAGCUCCACGUACCUUCUCCAACAGCCUGGAGCUCAACCAGCAGAUGGUGGAGCUGCUGAGGGACGUGUGCCUGAGCUUGGGGGGGAAGGAUCCGGACCAGUUUGUCAGGGCUAUCAUCUCUAGGAACUCGUACGUCCUCAUCCGAAGCACCAAGCGCAUCAAAGGCAACGUCAACUUCCUGCAGGAGACUCUCGGCCUGAGCAGCUCGAAGCUGCUGGAGCUGCUGCAAGGCCAAGGUGCGGAGGUCCUCGACCUCUCCAACGAGUAUCUCCUGAACAACUUCAGGGACAUACAGCAGAAGCUGCUCUCCCAGGGCUGCAGCCAAGACGAAGUCAAAACUCUGAUCAUCAAAUACCCUCCGGUGCUGUACAUUUCUUGGGUGAACCUGAGGAAUAAAAUAGACUGUCUGCAGGAUGGAGGUGUAAAUAUCAAACAGAUAGUACAAAAGCCCAAGGUGUUGGAAUUUAGUAUUGACAAUCUCAAGAGACGCUUAAAAGAACUACAGGAGAUAGCCUAUGAUUUUGAGAAGAAUGGCAUUGGUAUUUUAGACUCCAGUCAACGCCGAUUUGAUGCUAAGUUAUUACGCCUUUCUGGGCAAUAGGUAAUAUAAAAUUGGUUUUUAUAGUGUAUCUCUAAGUUUUUUAAAUAAAUAUAUUGCACUCUCCAACUAUUGAAGGAAUGAGGUCUUUAACUUUUUUGUGUACAGUACAGAGCUAAUAAGGACUGAUAUGUAGUUUAAAACGCGAUUUUUAUUUUAAAUACUUUUCUUCUCUUUAAAAUAAAGGAUAACGAUAUGGAUUGACUUUCCAAAAA